AAGCUCGCAGGUGGUUAUGGCGGUGGAGGUGCGUCAUGUGGUCCUGGCGGUGGUGGUGGGGCUGGUUAUUACGGUGGCGAAGGUGGCCGAAAAUACCAUGGCGCUGGCGGACGAAGUUUCUCGGCGAGCAAAGAAUCUUUUAUUGAUGCAGGAGUUAACGUAGGCGAUGGUUACGUGUUGAUAUAUCCGUGUCGUCUGAAAUGCUCUCAGAACGCCACGUGUAGAUUCAAAAUGAAGAACGCUGAGGACGUGCAACCGUUCUGUUCAUGCGCAAACGGUCGUGAAGUUGGUGAAGGCGAAGACUGUGUCUGGGGUGAGCAUAUCUUAUCAAAUGAGUCUUCAUUUACAAUACAUUCAAAUAGAGACCACUAA
Molecule: messenger RNA, 372 nt
Organism: Anisakis simplex (herring worm)
Lineage: Eukaryota; Metazoa; Nematoda; Chromadorea; Rhabditida; Anisakidae
Source: the annotation of a GenBank genome assembly